GUCUCCUCGGAGCCAUCCUGUCCCUGGCCCAGUCCCUACAGGCUCAUGGGGUCUGGCUAGAGGCAUGAGCUGCUCCCGGCGCUGCUCCGCCCCAGAAAUCCUGCUGGCAAUUGGGUACCCGGCUUUGGGAGCAGACGCUCUGGGUGAGGAUCUGGCCUGGCUCGUCUCUCGGCCACCCCACUGCUCAGCCCGAGGGCCUGGCCAUGAGGGAAGGAGCCCGCGAGCGCUAACAGUCACUGCCGUCUCUAUCGACUAUACACCUGUGAUCACUGCCCGGGAGCUGGAGGGAAAGAUCACCUCUUCCACCUUCGUCCUGGAGCAGCCCCGCUGCGUCUUCAACGACUCGGUUAGCAACACCGACGAAAUCUGGUUGGUGGUUGCUCUUAGUAACGCGAUAUCCACUUUCACCAACCCCACCUCCCUGCAGAGUCUGCCCGCUUUCCAGAAGUUCCCAGGCAGCCCCCAUUACAUGACCAUGGGCACCUCCUCCUUAAACUACCCCUGCGAAAAGAGCUCCGGCCAGAUCACUGUGCUGCGGGUUGGGAACGAAACCGGGUGCGUGUCGGACACGACGCGACCAGACUGCAAUGGCCCCCUGCCCGGCCUGGGGCCCUACAGGGUGAAGUUCCUUGCCAUGAGUCCUGUCACGGGGCCCACGGCGGAGACACGGUGGUCAGACCCGAUUCUGCUGAAAGCAGGGAAGGACCCAGCUACCAUUGACACCUGGCCCGGAAAGCGCAGUGCCGGGAUGAUCGUCAUCACCACCAUCCUCUCCAUCCUGCUGGCCAUCCUGCUGGCCUGCUUCAUCGCCGCGCUGACCUACAGAUGUAUGGACAUUGCGGAGAGCACGGAGAUCAUGGGCAAGCAGGACCCGGUGACCGUGAAGCGAUACAACACCCACCACAUCUACGACCAGCCUGCUCUCAAGCACUGAGCCCCACCCAUGGGACAGCCGCCCCCUCUGGCCAGCCCGCUGCACCCGUCCGGAGCCCCUCGGCCGGCGCUCCGGCACAGCCCGCGUGUGCCGUGAACAGCCCCGGGACUGGAGGGGACCCGGGAGUGGCGAUCCUGCAGCGGUAUCGCUACCGAGUCCCUCCAAGACACCUAAAAUGUCCAGUACUUUUUGAUUUUUUCCUGGCCAGGAGGUGAAAAUCCCGGGCUGUCCAGCUCAAUACAGAGGCAACCUGGCAACCGUAGUGCUUACCGGUUUCCACAGGGGAGCUGUCCGGCCCCGUGCAGGGAGGCAAGAUGGUGGGCGGCUGCUGGCAGCCUGUUAGGGCCCAAAAGCCUCCCCACGCGGUUUCUAAAGGAGCCAUGGUGGUUUGGGGUUUUUUGUUUUUUUGGUUUUUGCUUAACAAACUUUUUCCUGUUGUUUGAUAUUUUUUCUGAAACCAUCUGGCAACCCUGUUAACCCCCCUGGUGGAAGCAGUUUGAAGGAAUCCAAAGAAAUUCGCCACCCCUGGAAUUUCCAUGGGGUUUGGGCCCCUUGUUCCCCUCCGUGCUUUAGGAAAGUCCCGCCAGCGUUCCCCAGAGCCAGCGGCCAGGCGCUCGCGCCCUGAUGCUGUUCAAUAUCUGCGCCGUCAAAGGACCCAUUAAAACGUUUGGCCCAAAGACAAGCUUUGCCGCGUUGAUCAUUGAGUGCAGGCAGCCUGAGGGCCAUCGCUGCCCAUGCCCGCCGCCAUCCCGUUCUGCCCAGCACAGGG
Messenger RNA from Pelodiscus sinensis (Chinese soft-shelled turtle), 1703 nucleotides. The record is from RefSeq and is a predicted model, not a curated record. NCBI's taxonomy places the organism in Eukaryota, Metazoa, Chordata, Testudines, Trionychidae.